CGCCGUCCGUCACUCAAUUUUUAGGUAAGACAACCCGCAAAGUAGCGGUUUAAACUGUGGUAAUAACACCGUCAAAGCCAAUUCUUUAGUACUUUUUUACUUUAUUACAGCAGCGUUCUGGAAGGACCUGUCAUAAAGGAGUUUUCCUGGUGGACAGAGGUAUCUGUGUCUCAUCUACUGCUGGAGUAUUGAUAUAUGUUCAGUAAAGGUGCGAAGCGGAAGUUGGACGAGGAUGAAGAGGGGCUGGAAGGCAAAACGAUGGAGGCGUCGGUGGCAGGAGGGGGAAUAGGUCUUGGUCCAGAAGGCUUGUCCAAGGUAUCAUACACCCUGCAGCGACAGACCAUCUUUAACAUCUCCUUGAUGAAGCUGUAUAGCCAGAGGCCGCUUGGUGAGCCCAGCCUGGAGCGCCGCGUCCUUAUUAAUAACAUGCUACGACGCAUCCAAGAUGAACUCAAGCAGGAAGGCUCCUUGCGACCAUUGCUCCUGCUGCCCUCGCCACCACCUGACGACCCCAUGGACGAGGGCUUCCAUGAGGCACCGCCUUCUUUUGGGGUUUUGUCAGCUGCAGCAACGGUCCAGGUAUCUCAGCCUUCUGCGCUAUUGAUGCCAGUAAUCGCCUCGACGCCUUCACCCCAUCCAUUGGUGCCUCCCACCUGUCAGGCAUCUCAUACCGCCUCCUCUACCCGUUUGGAAACCUGCCCUUCUCCUCUAGACACUUGUCUCACUCCAGCCUCUUUACUGGAGGAGGAUGGCGAUGAUUCAGCUUUUUGCACUGCAGCCCCACCCACGCCGCCUCUGUCACCCCCACCAUCUCCGUCAGCCCUUCUUAGUGAGGCGUCAACCAGGAUCCCUGUGCCUGCCUUGUCCAAUGACAGCUACUCCACCAGUCUGAGUGACAUGGAGUUGGGUUCUCCUACAGCCAUAACAAGGACACCAGUGGCUAAUACAAUGACCGUGACUACCUCCCCAGCUCCCUCGCUACUCACCCAGCCCUCCCAUUUGGCAGCCCUUUCCCCAAUACCCAUAGGUCCAUCCAGAGACUUCAGGACCAUGGGUGCUAAACCAGAGGCAGCUGCUGUCUUGUUAGUGGAAAGUCGUAGUGCUGAACUUCGGCCCGCAGACACUCUAAACACACCGCCCCCUGGUGUUAUAGUAGACAUUUCCUCCUCUCCACCCUCCUCAUCCUCGCCCUCGGGGUUUCUCUCAGACUUGGCACUCGACGAUGUCCUGUUUGCUGACAUUGACACAUCUAUGUAUGACUUUGAUCCAUGUACAACAGGGGGGGCUGUGGGCGUGACGGCGGGUAGUGGCCUCAGCAAACUGCCGCCAGUGGUAACAGCAGAUGACCUGCUCAAAUCACUGGCAUCGCCGUACAGUGGCCCCGCCCCCCAGGUAUCAGCCAGUCAACCUUUUAAAAUUGAUCUGACAGAACUGGACCACAUCAUGGAGGUUUUGGUGGGUUCAUGACUCCUGGACGGCACCAUGUCAGAAACACAAAGGCAUUUUAAACCAGAAAACAGACUGGAAAGAAGAUAUCAGAGCUAUUUUAAAAUCCAGGAUAACCUGGCUGUUGUUUUUAUGUUUGUUUUUUGUUUUUGAAAUUCUUCAAAGGUCGGUAAUUGUAAGCAUCAAUGGUGAUGUCAUUUAGUACUACUAUGACAACUACUACUACUACACAACACUGUGCAUGCACUGUGCUCGCCUUUCCAGCUAUGGAAAUGAAGUCACCGAGAAACAAGACACAAGUAAAGUUUCUAUUUCUGUGCUUGUGAUCUAAUUUAAAACAUCCUACUUCUGAUUUCAAAUUCAAACUAAGCCUUAACCCCGAAGAUACUGUAAAAAAAAAAAAAAAGAUUUUAUUUUUUGUAAUUAGACAAAAUAUCCUCAUUUUGGAGGAUUUUUGAGGAUAUUUUUCUCACAGGUAUGAAAAUGCAGGUUAACAGACAGAUUUAAUGGCUUUUAGCAGAUGAGUGCCUUUCAAAAUGACCACUUUUUCCAAUUCCAGUUUUUACAGUAUUUAUGUCUUUCUAGUUCUUUAAACUUUAACAGCCUAGAGAGGUCACUCCCUCUGUCUUUUUUAUUUAUUGUAUUAUAUUAAAAUUAUUAAGGUAAUUUCUCAUUCUCGAAUAUGAUUAUUUAAUCUUUAUCUUAUUACAGUUGGUGUGUAUUUUUUCCCCAAGUAAUACUUGAUAAACUUUUGUUUAUCAGUGCGCUGGCUAUAUAAUUAUGCUCCAGGAAUAAUAGCGCUACAAAGCAUUGUAUGAUCGGUUCCUCACAGCUCAAGCCAUGUGUUUUUGUCCAUGUUUGUGAAAUUUUUUUAUUUGGGGGGGGGGGGGACUUCCUUUUUGUGUUGGCAGGCUCAUAACUGCUGAAGGCUGUUUCACAUGAGCUCGAUCAUGUGGGUUAGUUAUCAUGCUUCAGUUAACAGUAGAAUUCAAACGAGCUAAACCCACAGGACAGCUACACGUUUACAUAAAAGCAUCAACCGCACCACGAAGUCACCCAUCAGCUGGGUAAAGCUGACCUGAAAAUAUUAAACCUAGUUGACACCAACAUGUCUUGUCGGGGGUUUUUAAAAGUAUUUUAGAUGUAUAGAUUUCAAGACAAAUUGUCACAAAUUGCAAAGAAAGUUGUCCUGAAUUUUUUUUUUUUUUUUUUAAUACUUUAGACUUUGGAUCACAACUGCGCAGUUACAUCACAGCUUGCAGUAUUACAUCCUGUAUUUGCAAAGUAUGUUUACCAGAGCGUUUCAAACUCUUGUACGCUGAAUUUCGGGGUUCUGUCCUUUUGAUUGUACACUUGACCCAAACCUUGUGGAUGCUUUCAACUUUUGAUAAUAUUUGCCUAAAUCUGACUUAUAAAUAUUUAAAUGUAGAUUUUUUGCAGAAGCACGAAACCCAAACAGGGUGUUAAUUUUAUACUGGUAUUAUUUCAACACUUCACUUAGCUGUACACGCCAAUAUAUAUACUUUUGUAACAUGGGUAUGUAAAUUGACAUAAAUGUUGCAGUUUGUUUUUAGUAGCACAGCAAUGAUUGCUUUUGCAUCUUCUGACAUGCAACACAGCCCCAGCAUCUUCAUACAGGUGUCCAGAAACAAAAUGUAGGGACAGGCGUCCGGUCAGACCUACACAUCUUAUUUCAUGGCCUCAUUCACUGCCCUCUAAUGCACCAUCUAACUGACAACAAGUGGUGGUGGUGGUAUGCGCUUACUGUUUCUAAUGUUUUACGUUGCUUAAUUUUGUUUAUUUAACAAACUUUUGCCACAUCAGAACAACAGAGGUUAUCUUAUUUUUUUUUGUCACCCUGAACUGUUUGAUUCAUCCUAAUAGCAGGCGUAUUCUUUUGUGCUUCUCUUUUGAUUAUUACAGUAAUUUGCUGUUACUUGGCAUAUAGGAAUAAACUAACCCACUAUCACCACCUUGUGGUGUACAAGGACAUGUAUUCUGCUGCAGUGAGUCUGCUUGCAUGUGUAUGUGUUAGCAUUUGAGAAUGCGCUACAUUCAGCCUCCUCCGUGACAAUACUGGAGCCUUAAUGUCACAGUUGAGCCUUCACUUACGCACCUGUUGGAGCAAGCCGCACCUUUCAGUAUUUCUUGGUAACAGGUUCCCAGUAACACAGUUGCAACUUAAAUUUAAGUGUUCUAGUUGUGUUAACUUUAUAAUAUCUAGUUAAUUUUACAUUUGAUAAUUUAAUGUUAUAAAUCAUUUUAACAACUUUAGCUAUUUAACUGUGGUGCUACAUCUGAGAAGGGAUGAAAAUGUACAAACGGGAUUUGCUGGUGCAUCUGGAUGGCUUAUUUAUUAUAGUUUAGCAGUUUUACAGUUCCUGUUAAUGUAAAGAAAUCUAAAGGCAUAAUCAUCAUUUUAAAAGAAAAACAUAUGGGUUUAUGUUGAGGAUAUUCCAGUCAAGACGAAGGGAAGUUGAAUCUAAGUGGAUUACUGACUCUUUUUUUUUUUUUUU
Messenger RNA from Thalassophryne amazonica, 3962 nucleotides. It is a transcript of the gene sertad2b, whose product is annotated as SERTA domain containing 2b. Lineage: Eukaryota; Metazoa; Chordata; Actinopteri; Batrachoidiformes; Batrachoididae. The record is from RefSeq and is a predicted model, not a curated record. Gene Ontology annotation, cellular component: nucleus. Gene Ontology annotation, molecular function: transcription regulator activity. The transcript is spliced from 3 exons. The coding region runs from base 196 to 1467 and encodes 423 amino acids.